AUGGUUUCAAAUAGUUCGAAUGGCAAGGAACCCUUAAAUCCGGAUGAGCUCUACUUCAACGACAUGGACUUAAGAGCAUGGGAGCGGCGCACGGCGGAACAAGACGGAUUAGCUUACGGCGAUGACUACGGGUACGGGUACGGGUAUGUGGAGGACGAAGGAUACUAUGAAGAUGCGGGCAACAUGAUGUCUCCCGCUGAAUAUGAGGACCUUCUAUUUCAGCGCACCUUGGACAAGAUUCGGUUGGCUAGAGCCAUUGGUGACGCGGACGUGUCGCUUACGCCUGAAGAACUUGAGGUGUAUCAAACUCGGAUGUGGCGGCAAAGGGCGCCUGCAGCGCGCCCGCAAGCUAGAGCUAUGCCACACAGCGCACCUGUGGUUCAUAUGGCCACCGCUUCGAGUGUCACCGGCGCACCAGGCUCAAGCAGCCCACGAUCGAAGAAGAACCAGCGCCGCUCAUCUCUCUUCGGAGGCAAGGACAAGUCGAAGAAGGAGAAGACUGGCAAUCGAGCCCGAGCAACGUCCAAUGCCACCGAGUCGACUUUUCAGCAGGCACCGCCAGGUUUUCUUGUGCCAGGACCGAAUGGGCAACCAAUGUUUGCGCCCAUCAACACUUAUCAAGCCUACAACGGCCGCGAUACUCGCCAGCAAGGGUCGCCAUUGCGUCCAGGCUCCCGUCCAGCUUCGAAGGGCGACGAAAGACAUGCCGCGAACAAAGGGAAGAACAAGGGCAGUCCGAAAGGAGCACCGCAAGCACAAACUCCUCCACAGUCUCCUCUACGCCUUACAACAACCUCAAGAGAUAUUCCAGGCGCUUUCCCUAGUUCUCCUGUAAGCUAUCGGAUGCCGACUCCGCCUCUAGCUGCACGGCCCGGGUCUUCAUCUUCUCGCCUCUCUGCUCAGGACCACACAGAUCGUCAAGCUUCGUCGGGUGGGCGCAGCCGUUCUUCCACUGUGCAGCAGCCUCCGAAGCUGGUUCCCUUUCCAGUCGCUGAAUACAAGCACCACAGUACUGAGCCAUUUCAGUAUCAAGCCGCAGGUCACCUCGCUCAACCAUCAGCCCAACCCCAAUUUGCACGAAGAGUAGCCUCUGCCGAAGCGCCUUAUGCAGCAAUGCCGCGCCGUGUACCGGUUCCAAACCAGCAACCAACAGGCAGGCAAAGUAUGCAAAGCAGCUAUUCUGACCCUGCAAUCCCGCAUGUGGGUGGCAUGGUCGAUGUGAGUGAACACACGGUUUCGCAGACCGACGACAAUGGCUCCAGCGUGCCGGGCAAGAGCACAGGCAAGCAAGCAUCGGGUAGUGGUGGCAGUAAGGAAGGCGAGAGACGUCGGCGAGGUGGGAAAAGUCGCCGUAAGAACUAA
Messenger RNA from Didymosphaeria variabile, 1362 nucleotides. RefSeq lists its product as uncharacterized. NCBI's taxonomy places the organism in Eukaryota, Fungi, Ascomycota, Dothideomycetes, Pleosporales, Didymosphaeriaceae. The transcript has a single exon. The record is from RefSeq and is a predicted model, not a curated record. The coding region runs from base 1 to 1362 and encodes 453 amino acids.